Molecule: messenger RNA, 1515 nt
Organism: Didymella exigua CBS 183.55
Lineage: Eukaryota; Fungi; Ascomycota; Dothideomycetes; Pleosporales; Didymellaceae
Product: acriflavine sensitivity control protein acr-2
Exons: 1
Coding region: 1-1515 (504 amino acids)
Biological process (GO): positive regulation of transcription by RNA polymerase II
Cellular component (GO): nucleus
Molecular function (GO): DNA-binding transcription factor activity; transcription cis-regulatory region binding
Source: RefSeq, a predicted model, not a curated record
AUGAUGGGGAAGUCUUAUGAAGAGCGACGGGAUGCAGCCGAUCGAUCUUCGAAAGAGGAAGCCAAGCCUCACGGCGCACCUGCCAUCACAUGGGAGUCUGAUCUUGUCGUUGCAAAGACGCUGCCAGCGCCCUCGGAGCCCGCGGACGGAACGUCAGCCGAAAUUGCAAAAGAUGGCCCCGCUCUCGGUUCAGAAGCCGAAGAAGAUGCGGAAAUGGUACUUCACCGGCCCCUGGUCGAUCCGCUGGUCAACGACUUGGACCGCCACUCGCGCUACUAUUUAUACCAUUUUGCAACCCAAUUGUGCGAGGACAUGGUUGUGUACGACAUGCCAGGGCGCAAUCCCAUCCGCGAUCUGAUACCAGCAACAUCCGCGUACCCAUUACUGCUGCAGAUCAUCGUUGCCAACUCGGCCUUCCACGUCUUCAAUAUAUCGCGUAAUCCUAUGGGCCAAUCAACGUAUCAAGCUCAGCAAAGCUCUUGUCUCGUCGCGUACUAUCAAGCAGUCAGUAGGUUCGGUGGACCACUGCAGUCUUCAUAUCGAGACGCACUCACUGCAAAGACCAAUGCACUAUCACUACUGGCACAGAAUGUUGCUUCUGUCACUCCGGCCAACAUUGACCUGGUCCUGGUGACCAUCCUGCUCUUCGUCAACUACACUCUCGUCGAGUCUGGCAAGGACAAGUGGAAAGUGCACAUGGAUGGUGCGCUGUCUCUGAUCAAGCUUCUAGGAGAACCUCCUUACUUACAACGACCGAUGAGCAGACUACGUCUUACCAUCCUUUCUGACCUCCUGAUCUUCUACGUUCUCGGGUCUACCCUGUCAUUCUCGACGAUGUCCAAGUUCGUGCCGGAUACAAUUGACCUAGAGCCGAUUUUACGCUAUGCAGAGACGAACAACUACCUUUCGAUGCCAUCACCUCUUCUUCGCAUCAUGCUCGAAUCCUUCGAACUCCCAGACUCUCGCGAUGGCACGUCUGGUAACCUGAGAGACAACAUCCAGAUGCAAGUAGGUGUUCUGCUGCAACGGGCGCUUGACUUCGAUCCCAUCACGUGGUCAUUCGAUUUCGAACCUGCUUCACCUUUCGAAGACUUGAAGCAGCGUGUUCGUAUUGCCUCCGCGCAUCGUUCUGCAGUCUGCAUCUACCUCGCUCGAGUGCUCCCUGCUACCCACCCGCUCCUCGAUCCUGCCAGCGACACAGCCCUUGUCAACUUGACAAUGCUCGCCAACGAUGUCGUUCAGCAUAUAUCACACCUCAAACCUGGCGACGCAGUCUUCAAGUGCAUAUGCUGGCCGCUGUUCUUGGCUGGUGCCGAAUCUGAGGACCCUGCACAGCGCGAGUGGAUUAUGAACAUAUUGGACACGCUGUAUAGCGAGAUGUACUGGGGCUAUCUGCAUACAGUCAAGAGGGUGCUGGAAACCAUAUGGAUGUGCAAAGACCGAGCAGAAUUGGGGGCGGACAACUGCUGGGUAGACGAGGUAAAGGAGAUGGGGACCGACGUCCUCAUUGCUUGA